Messenger RNA from Fusarium redolens, 770 nucleotides. RefSeq lists its product as uncharacterized. NCBI's taxonomy places the organism in Eukaryota, Fungi, Ascomycota, Sordariomycetes, Hypocreales, Nectriaceae. The transcript has 2 exons. The record is from RefSeq and is a predicted model, not a curated record. Bases 496 to 738 code for a protein of 80 amino acids.
CAUCUUCAUCUUCAUCUUCAUCUUCAUCUUCAUCUUCAUCUUCAUCAUUACAGUCACUGGAAUUAUCCGCUUCUUCCUCAAGUGCUUCGUCCAGAUUCCAGUUAGAGAAUUCAGCCUCGCGCUAUAAAAGAGCAACCAGAUACAAUAUAUGACGCAUCAUGAUGGUUUCAUCGCGUCCGAGUUAUAAGUUAUAGAUCUCUUGCUGCUGAUGUGUUUUAAAAUGUAGAACCCUAAACACAUAACAAAUGAACCAUUUCCAUAUAUCAACAUAUCGUCUCAGGCAAUCUACAAAUUUGAAUUCGCAGGGCCAAAAGCUGUCUUUCCAAUACGUAUUCAGCCAGCAUGGAGAUCUAUAUAAAGUCUUCACUAGCGUGAACCUGGCUCGAUCCACUAUGAGGUCGACACCACGGAGAAUAACUCAUAGCUGAGCUUCUACGGUGGCUGGGCUUCGGAGUGCUGUAUCGUGCCACUGGCCCAACAGAUAAUCUUCGCUCCAUGCUGGUUUGGGCUUUUUUUGCUGUAGCCGCACUGAUGCCAAGCGGACGAUUAUGGAAUAGGCGAGGCCAUCCUGUAUGCUGCGCCAUGGCGUUGUUUCAUUCCGUUCGACGUCCUGAUCAUCAGGCUGAUGGUCAUGGUGCUUUGGAGGCCACAUGUUUGAAGAUAGUCAGGGUCGCCAGAGUAAAUAAGAAUCAAUCGAGGAGGGCGAAAUCUUUGUUGCAUAUAUACUGGCGUCAGUAGAGCCCUUGCUAUAUUUCUACGGCGCGGUCACG